AUGAAAUCGGGUGUUCAGAUUCAGCGCACUUCUCGGAAGCGGCGGCUUCGGACUCCUUCUCGGGCGGCCCCGGACUCCUUCUCGGGCGGCCCCAUGGCAGUGCGGCUGCCGAGGUCGCCGCCACUCAAGGUGCUGGCAGAGUAGCUGCGGCACGACGGGGAGGGCAUCCUGGGAGCGUGGCGGCUGUUGCGGGCGGCGGCCGUGUGGAUGCAGGGCACGGUGGUGAUGGCUGACCGCGGCGAGGCGCUGCUGCGGGACCCAGGUGCCGCACGGCGGCCCUGCCUCGUCCCAGGAAAGUACGUGAUGGUGAUGGGAAUGGUACAGGCCUGCAGCCCCGAGCCACGCCUGUAGGCUGUGAAGAUCACUCUUUCUGAUAAUCCCAUCCGUGAAAGUAUGUGGGAACUGGAAGCGGAAGAUUUACACAGGUAUAUUCCUUAGAUGAUAUUGGAACUGUCGUUAAAAACAACCAAAAUCCUGAAACGAUUUAAAGGUGAUAAUGAUGUGGAUUUCAUGGCUGUUUUUCAAUGCGUAUUUUUCAAAAGUUUCUUAGAGAGCCUUGCUUUGGUUGACUGAGGAGUCUGGAUGGAGGAAUGUUUAAAUCCUGGGAUACUUCAGUGAUAGCCUCUGCUGCCCCUUGCUUUGCCUGUAUUUGCUGAUGAAAAGCAGAUGCUUUUUCUUCCUGGUGUCAGUUCUCUCUCUUUCUCUCAGACACAGAGGUCUUAUGUUGCAUUUUCCAAAUUUUAUGCAUGGUGAUACUUUUUCCAUUACUGCUGCAUCCCUGUUUUACAAUGCAAAAUUUAUCUGUCAUUGCCCUUGGUAAUUGAAGUGUGGUUAUGGGCAGGAAGACAGACUGUGUAAAAAAGGAAUGACAUCAUGGCUCCUCAUCUUCUUCAUCAGCAACUACCAUAACCAGUUUGCAAGUCAAAUGGCAUUUCCUAACAGCAGGCUCGGCGGCCCCAAAAGACAACAGCUCCCUUUCUGCUUCGGACACCACUCAAACAUUUAGACACCGCUCUAUUCAUUUCCCUUGGCUCUAUUCAUUUCCCUUGGCUUGAUACCUUCUUCCAUCACUCAGAUUUUGAGACGUUUUCAGAAUUUCUUGUUGAAAUGAAAAACAUCAAGAUUAAGGAUGCCUUUUAGGCCUUAGCUAAACUUCUGCCUCAUAACUUUGGGCGCGACAUGGCGAGCCUCCUGGCUUAGCGUUCUUUUGUCUUUUUGUAUGGAAUGACUUCGCUGUGAUUUGAAUGUUGGGUUUCUGCUGUCUGCUUAGUACCCAUGCCUGAUUUUUCGAGAUUGGACAUAUCAAGGGAGUUAGAUUAUGUUCUGACGUGGUUAUAGACUUUUGCCUGGAUUAUUGAUAUUCUACCUCUAAUAAAUUGUUUAAUAUGCUGUAUGGGUUUUUUUUUUUUUUUAAUAGACUUUUAAAAAAACAGCUCUAGGUUUUCAGAAAAAUGGAGCAGAAACUACAGCGUUCCCAUAUACUCCACACUCACACGCCACUCUCCCAGUUUUUCCUCCUGUGAACCAACAUCUUUUAUUAGGAUGAUACAUUUAAUAAACCAACAUUACAUUUUUUAAAGUCUAGUUUACAUUAGGCGUCAUUCUUCCUCUUAUACACUCUGUGGAUUUUGCCAAAUGCAUAAUAACAUGUAUCCACCAUUACUGUAUCAUCCAGAAUAGUUUCACUCCCCUAAAAAUCCUCUGGGUUCCCCUUGUUAACCCCUCCCCCCUACCCUGAUAAUCACUGAUCUUUCUUUUUCAGUUUUGCCUUUUCCAGAAUAUAUAGUUGGAUCAUACAGUGUGUAAUUUUUUCGGACUGGCUUCCUUAACUUGCUGUGCAUAUAAGAUUCCUCCAUGUCUUUUUUUUUUUUUUUUUUUUCUUAAUCUUACCCAGGCUGGAGUGCAAGC
Messenger RNA from Cebus imitator (Panamanian white-faced capuchin), 1908 nucleotides. RefSeq names its product RecQ mediated genome instability 2 (gene RMI2). Gene Ontology annotation, cellular component: nuclear speck; cytosol. The record is from RefSeq and is a predicted model, not a curated record. NCBI's taxonomy places the organism in Eukaryota, Metazoa, Chordata, Mammalia, Primates, Cebidae. Gene Ontology annotation, biological process: maintenance of rDNA; negative regulation of double-strand break repair via homologous recombination; DNA repair.